This is a messenger RNA of Canis lupus familiaris (dog), 463 nucleotides long. RefSeq names its product insulin (gene INS). Gene Ontology annotation, biological process: positive regulation of protein secretion; glucose homeostasis. Gene Ontology annotation, molecular function: hormone activity. The record is from RefSeq and is marked provisional. Gene Ontology annotation, cellular component: extracellular region. NCBI's taxonomy places the organism in Eukaryota, Metazoa, Chordata, Mammalia, Carnivora, Canidae.
CACCCCGACACGGCCGGCAAACAGGUCGCCAUGGCCCUCUGGAUGCGCCUCCUGCCCCUGCUGGCCCUGCUGGCCCUCUGGGCGCCCGCGCCCACCCGAGCCUUCGUUAACCAGCACCUGUGUGGCUCCCACCUGGUAGAGGCUCUGUACCUGGUGUGCGGGGAGCGCGGCUUCUUCUACACGCCUAAGGCCCGCAGGGAGGUGGAGGACCUGCAGGUGAGGGACGUGGAGCUGGCCGGGGCGCCUGGCGAGGGCGGCCUGCAGCCCCUGGCCCUGGAGGGGGCCCUGCAGAAGCGAGGCAUCGUGGAGCAGUGCUGCACCAGCAUCUGCUCCCUCUACCAGCUGGAGAAUUACUGCAACUAGGGGCGCGGGGGGCAGGACGUGGCAGCACCUGCUGCAGGUCACGGUGGCCGCAAGCCUUCGGCUCUCUGCACCCCAAGUGAUUCAAUAAACCCUCUGAAUG